AUGACCACUCAUGUGGACGACUCGGGUGUCGUAGCCCCAACUGCUACGACCCCGGCCGCUCUCAAGGUUGAGCCUGGUGCCACUCCUGCCCAGAUGCCCACACCUGUCUCUGCUGCGCCCACAAAAGCCAGUCAGACGCCAUCACCCUCCACGCCCGCGUCCAAUGGCCAGAACUCGGCGUCUCGACGCCCGCCUCGGAAGAGCACCUUGACCCAGCAGCAGAAGAACCAGAAGAGACAAAGAGCUACUCAGGACCAGCUGACUACCUUGGAAGUGGAGUUUAACAAGAAUCCUACUCCGACCGCAACCGUCCGAGAGAGGAUAGCUGAAGAAAUCAACAUGACCGAAAGGUCUGUUCAGAUCUGGUUCCAGAAUCGACGCGCCAAGAUAAAGCUGAUGGCGAAGAAGAGCCUGGAAACCGGUGAGGAUUUUGAUGCUAUCCCGGAGUCGAUGCGUACCUACCUUGCCAUGCAGGCCAUGGAAUCCGGCAAGGGUCUAGGAGGCGGCUUCCUUGGCCGCGGACUCAUGCCUUAUGGCCAUGGUGGUAUGCUCCUCGGCGGCGAGCAAGGUGGUCAGGGCAAAGUUUUGAUUCACCACUUGACUUGUCGAUCCCUGAGCAUUGGCAAAUGGACACGAGUCGGGCAGAACACGAUGGAUUUGAUCAUCUUCUACUCUCCUGAUAAGUGCACCAUGACAUACUACAUCAACAACGAGCAGGCAGGGUACAAGAUCGAGUAUCCUUUUGCCUACAUUAAGAGCAUUUUCCUGGAGAACAACGACGGCGACCCGAAUAAGCUCGGGGGUAUCGUUAUUGAACUCACUCGGGCGCCCAAUUUCUUCAUGGAUUCCUCUCCGACCACCAAUGGCUUCUUCCAGUGCGGUGAUUUCACCGAGGAUCAGCAGGCAUCUCAUUGCCUUGUUCACCACCUUGGUGGCAACCCCAAGGUGCUGAGCGGCCAACUGGCUAAGCUCAUCUCUCUCGAGUCCUUCAUGAACCGCCAUAAUCCCAACCCAUUCGAUGCCAUGCACAGCCUCUCGGUUUCUGCUCCAGUUUCGCCGACUGGUCGACCUGCGUCCCAGCCCAACUUUUCCCAGCCGCAUGUCGGCAUGUUUCAAGAGACGCAAUGGGGUAUCGGACCAAUGCAUCCUGGCAUGCGCGGUCCCGGUCACAAGAGACAGCGUAGCAGAUCUGUUCCCAUGGCGGUGGACUUCUCUAUGCUCCAAACUCCGAUGCCCUCAUUUUACAUUCAGCAUCCGGGAGAGACACAGCCGCAACCGCACAGUCCGAACAUCUACGCGCCAAUCCCUCAGCAGCCAAACUCUCUUGGACCGAUUGGGCCCAAUCUACGGAUUGAUACCCAGGCUGGCUUCGGUUUGGACAUGCGUCAGUAUCCACUUUCUGCCACAACCGCCCCGUCGCCGUCCGACUACUCGAGCCCGAACUUCUUCUCACAGGCCCCUGAAAACACGCCGUUGCCAGCAUCCAGCUAUAAUACACCAUACAGCAGCACCUUCUUGUCCCCGAUGGUGAACCCGUCGAACUUGGUGCCCCCUUCAGUCUCACCGUUGUCCUUCAAUGGUGGCCACGGAGACCCAGCCAUCGUUGAUCAGUCGCCGCCCCUGUCCAUGAUGGGACGGCCCUCUUCAGCGGAUCUAUAUCCAGUUCACGAGUCCUCGGCUAUAUCCGACGAUGGUACAAGUCUGAACGAGAUGUAUUCCAAACACACAAUCAACUUGCCUAUGCAUCCUCAUUCUCCGGCGUAUAUGGACCCCAACCAGGCUGACCUGGAUAUGAACCAGCUGGUGUCUUUUGACACUGUGGAUCCCGCCAGUCUUUCUCCUGAAAGCAUUCAACACGCCCAAUGA
This is a messenger RNA of Phaeoacremonium minimum UCRPA7, 1866 nucleotides long. RefSeq names its product putative homeobox domain-containing protein. The coding region runs from base 1 to 1866 and encodes 621 amino acids. The record is from RefSeq and is a predicted model, not a curated record. Lineage: Eukaryota; Fungi; Ascomycota; Sordariomycetes; Togniniales; Togniniaceae. The transcript is spliced from 3 exons. Gene Ontology annotation, molecular function: RNA polymerase II cis-regulatory region sequence-specific DNA binding; DNA-binding transcription factor activity, RNA polymerase II-specific. Gene Ontology annotation, biological process: cell differentiation; regulation of transcription by RNA polymerase II.